Molecule: messenger RNA, 516 nt
Organism: Monascus purpureus
Lineage: Eukaryota; Fungi; Ascomycota; Eurotiomycetes; Eurotiales; Aspergillaceae
Source: the annotation of a GenBank genome assembly
AUGCAAGUGGAGCCAUCAGCUUUAUUACGGGGCACAUUUUCUCUGGCUAUUGACAACGCUUUGCUGGAAAUAUUUGAAUACGUGGCCCGUUUUGCUGUUUCUGUUCCCCCUGUUAUUGCCUUUAUGUUUUCUCUGUUGCUUUGCUUGUUCUUAUUUGAUUUUACCCUGCGAUGUCUUGUUUUGACGACGCUGCUAGAAGGAGAGGAGCGAGAGGAUGGGGUCGGAGAGUUGCAUGGGUCGUGUUGUGUUGGAGGCGACAGUUUUCGGGAGCGGCCGCCUGGGUUUCUCUUUGCACGUGCUACGGUGACUGUACGCGAACGGAUUAUGUGGUUGAGAGCAUGCAGGCACUUAAGUGAGCGCAGAGAGACGUCGGCAUGCGAGUCCUCCGGCUGGGUAAAUGGCGACGGAAAAUGGCUAGGGUCGCUUCCGGGGUGGUAUUGCGUCGAUUUCGCGAGUUUUCUUCUUCAUAAUGCGUUGUCUUUUAGUGCUUUAGCUUACACACUCAUCUCUUGUUGA